AGACUUUUAUCCUAUGAUUUGCUCAGUGUUUCCGGCAACAUGGAGGAGGUGGUGACGGACGUCGUAGCUCCGGAAGAUUUGAAGAGGUUUGAGCAAAAAUACAAUGCUGAACUGGUGAAAGGACCUGUGUCCAAAGAAACCAAAUUUGAGUAUGCGUGGUGUUUGAUCAGGAGUAAAUACACCAACGACAUCAGAAAAGGCAUUCAGCUUUUAGAAGAGCUGUUGCAGAAAAGCUCAAAAGAAGACCAGAGAGACUUCCUGUUCUAUUUGGCUGUUGCAAACUACAGACUCAAGGAAUAUGAAAGAGCUCUGAAGUAUAUUCACAUCCUACUCAGAAAUGAACCAGGAAAUAAACAGGCCAUUGAAAUGGAAAAGCUCAUCAACCAGGCACUAAAGAAAGAUGGCCUGGUCGGCAUGGCGAUUGUUGGAGGCAUUGGUUUGGGAGUGGCAGGAAUAGCAGGACUGAUCGGGAUGGCUGUCUCCAAAUCGUCAAAGUCCCCAGGAAGCAGGGGGGCGAUGUCUUGAUUUUGUCUUUGUUUGACUCCUCCUUUCCAACAAACUUGACUUUCUUUACAACAGCAGAGACUGGUUUAUCAUUAUUUAAUCACAGUUUACAGCAGGGGAACUAAGGAUGUGGUCUGACUAUGUUUGCUCUGUUAUGAAUCUUGUGCCGUUACAUUUUUCCUCUCUUUUUUUUUUCUGAUUUGUGAUCUUCUUUUAACAAUGAUGCCUCAUAUUUUAGUAGUUUGCACUAUCCAAAUUAAUUUGGGUGAAAUUUAUGCAUGAUUUGUAACUUUUUCACUACACUGUUGAAAAACAAGGGAAUCUUAAUGCUACGUUUAGCAGGUACUGCAGUUAUGCAGUUAUCUUAUUGUAACACCUUAAUGCAGAUGUUUGAGUUUCUGAAUUUUACAUAAUGUAUACAAUACAGAAAUCUGUUUUCAAGCAA
This is a messenger RNA of Astyanax mexicanus (Mexican tetra), 949 nucleotides long. RefSeq names its product fission, mitochondrial 1 (gene fis1). Gene Ontology annotation, molecular function: protein binding. The transcript is spliced from 5 exons. Gene Ontology annotation, cellular component: mitochondrial outer membrane; peroxisomal membrane. Gene Ontology annotation, biological process: mitochondrial fragmentation involved in apoptotic process; peroxisome fission; autophagy of mitochondrion. The coding region runs from base 40 to 525 and encodes 161 amino acids. The record is from RefSeq and is a predicted model, not a curated record. NCBI's taxonomy places the organism in Eukaryota, Metazoa, Chordata, Actinopteri, Characiformes, Acestrorhamphidae.